Entrophospora sp. SA101 is the source of this 588-nucleotide messenger RNA. Lineage: Eukaryota; Fungi; Glomeromycota; Glomeromycetes; Entrophosporales; Entrophosporaceae. The record is from the annotation of a GenBank genome assembly.
AUGAAUGACAUAGCAGAAGAAAAAGGAAAGAAGAAACGAAAAUCAAAGAAUCCUGUGGUUGACGAAAGCUCAAACAACAACAAUAAUAACGAUGAGAAUGCCAAUACAUUAAUAAAUAGGAAUAAUUGGAAGUUACAAUCUGGAAUCACCAUCAAGAGAUUAUUAAAAGAAGCGACAAAUCUCAGUGGACACGUAAUGAGGUUGGAGAAUUGGGGAGUAAUUAGAUGUGGAUUAAACAUUUCUAGACCCAAAUGGUGUGCAGAAGCUGAUUAUAAUGAAAUCCAGCAAAUCUGUAAAAAAAAGGCACCAUAUAUUUCUCCUUCAAGAACAUUAAAGGAAAUCGUUAAGCUGGACCAUAAAAACAAGUUGGAUAAUAAUAAAUUGGUAAAUAUUAAUCAAGAACUCAAAGAUCCACUCACUACCUUUUCGAUAAGAAUUUUAAAAUAUUUAUUUGAGUUUGUUUAUCCCAAUAACACCAUAAUACAACGUGGAAAUAUAUCCGAGAGUUCGUACAAAUUGUACGUAAUUAAUAUUUGUUUAAUGAAGCUUUUAUCUGGACUACAAGAUGAUUUGAUAUAUAAACCGUAA